ACUGAUUUGUGAUGUCACGCCCAGCGGCGUAACGUUUUGCGUAAUUACACGCCAAUGAUGGCUUAUAAACUUGUUUUAAUAACUUUAAUAUACAAUCGUUCUGCAUUAUAAGGUCACCGGAUGAAAGUGUCGGUCAUGGCAGAGGUUAAUAAUAAGCCCAGCACGUUAUUCCUUUGUUGAAAUUUAUCGAGUUAAUUUGUUAAGAAAAAGUUUAUAAUUUAUCAGUGAAUUAAAAUGGCAGACCGUACACAUACUUCAAGAUUAGCCUCCUACAAAAAUGCUGGCCACGGAGCUACUGAAUUACGUCGUAAACGAGCUGAGUUGAGCGUGACUCUCCGCAAGCAGGCAAGAGAUGAACAACUCCUCAAACGUAGGGCCAUGUCCCCGGAGGCAGGGGACGUGUUGGAGACAGAAAAGGUCAUGUCACCUACGGAAAUUGUACAAGGUUUGAAAUCAGCUGAUUUAGUUGUUAAGACAACUGCAGCCAGAGCUGGUAGACGCAUGCUUUCAAGAGAACAGAACCCUCCAAUUUCUGUAAUGGUUAACGCUGGCGUUAUAAAACCGUUGGUGGAUGCUCUUGAUAGGGAUGAAUGCCAAGAUCUACAGUUUGAAGCAGCAUGGGCCCUCACAAAUAUUGCAUCUGGCACACAUGAUCACACUAUGGCUGUUAUUAAUGGGGGAGCGAUACCCAAGCUAGUUUCUCUACUGGCGCGCGGAGGGGUGGUGGGCGAACAGAGCGCGUGGGCGCUGGGCAACAUCGCUGGAGACGGCGCGGCGCCCCGCGACGCGGUGUUGGCGCACGGCACGCUGCCCGCACUGCUGCCGCACCUCACACCCGACACCGUGCCCAGCCAGCUGCGCACCGCCGCCUGGACCUACAGCAACCUCUGCAGGAACAAAAAUCCUCUAGUCAAAUUUGAACUAGUCGCCCCAGCACUGCCAUAUGUUGCGGAACUCCUCACUGUAGGCGACCAAGAAGUACUAGCGGACACAUGCUGGGCCCUUUCAUAUUUAACCGACGGUCCAAACGAGCGUAUAGAAGAAGUGCAAAAUACAAAACACCUCCUGCCGCGCUUGGUUAAUCUGUUGCAGCACAAGUCGCCGGCUGUCCGCACUCCAGCACUGCGAGCUGUCGGCAAUAUGCUUACCGGCUCGGAUGUACAGACGGAUCGCUGUCUAGAUGCAGGAUGCUUGGACCACCUCGUAGUAUUACUGCACUGCGGGAAACCAUCUCUGGUUAAGGAAGCUGCCUGGGCUGUCAGUAAUGUGCUCGCGGGAACUCAGACACAGAUACAAAUGGCAGUUGAUAAAGGGUUAUUGCAACACCUUGUAUCUGUUCUCUCAACUGAGGAUAUAAAAUGUCAAAAAGAAGCAGCUUGGGCAAUAACAAAUCUAUGCUUGGGAGGGACUCCCGGACAGCUAGAUGCGUUAAUAUCGGCUGGUUUCUUGGAGCCUUACUGUGCAAUACUGGCGUCUCCUGACCAACGUGCUGUCACGGUUGUGUUGGACGGACUUACACAAUUGUUGAAAGCCGCUGCGGAAUUUGGUCAGGUUGAACAACUUUGUUUAAAACUCGAAGAGAUUGGAGCUUUAGAUCGCAUCGAAUUGUUGCAAGAACACGAAAAUGAACAGAUAUAUAAGAAAGCGCUCCAGAUACUGGACAACUACUUCGUUGAUCAAGAAGACCGUAGUACUCAGCCUCAGGAAUCGUCGGAUGUGUACCAGUUUGCACCGAACGAAGCGGAUGGAAACAUUAAUUUUUAGCCAAUGUACAUGGAAAAAAAUUAAUAAAGACUGAAUUUUAUGUAAUCGAAUUAAUAUAACAAAGCAUAGUUAAGGGAGAAAUGUGUAUCGAAAUUCUUGAAACUUGGUAAAUACGUCUUUAAAUAAAUUUUAUAAAGCUAUUUUUUUUGUCACUCCAAGAUUCACUCAUAAAUAAAUACUGUUGAAAGUAAUAGAAAUGUUAUAAGUAGUCAUAUCUUACAAUAGCCCUUUGAACUCCACAAACCUUACCACGUACCUUUAAAACCUAAGUGAAUAGUAGUACGGUAAGACGCAAUUAAUACAUAAUCAAAUCAUUAAAAUGUGCCUUCGUUAUUAAUACUGUAUUUUAUAUGUUGUAUAUAAGUUAGAAAAUAUUUUUUAUUAACAUUUUUUUUUCAAUAAUAAUUAUACUUAUAAUCAAAAAUGUAUUGUUUUUUAAAGAAACUUAUAUUACAGAGUGGAGGUCCCUAAAUUAUUUUUUCAGUCUGGUGUUUCAAUAAUUUAUUUUCGGACAAAUUAAAUUCCUUUAACAAACAUAUAUUAUGUAUAGAUAUAUUAUACACAGAAUUAUAUUUACAUACAUAAUAUUGUAUCAAAGUUGAUUACUCGUCGAAAUUUAUUUAAUUUUUUUUAUAAAUCUCUUGUGGAGCCUCCGAUGCACUCUUGUUUGGCCUUAAAUAUUCCAUUAAGUUAUUUAUCGAGAAAUGCUCGAUAUGUUUCAGGACGAAUACGGAAUUGUCAUGGGGGGAGGGGGUAAAGCUUUAAAUCUAGCCCUCGACUGAUUUCAGUUCAGUUAAUAAGCUACAGUAUGCGCACGAGUUGAGGGCCAUCUUAAACUACUCAAGCGUCACUUAGUAAUAUAAAAUACGCUAUUUGAAAUUAGAAUUGUGAUUAGUGUUGAUUUGUCGAUAUUUUUUUAACGGUUUUUUAAAAAUAAUUAUAAAGUAAAUUAAAUAGAACGAAAAUCUUACAAAAAAAAAAAAACAAUCAUAUCUGCUUAAUAAAAUAAAAUUUAGUAAUAUAUCAAUGAGUUUUUCAUACAUAUUAGCGAUAAUAGACAGUCAACACUAUUUUAGGCGCAAUAAUUACUUCAGGCCUCGAUGGCAAUCAACUCGCACGCGUGCUAUAAUAACUGCUUGUAUUUUAUUGAUUGAUAAUAUU
Messenger RNA from Nymphalis io (European peacock), 2925 nucleotides. Its product is annotated as importin subunit alpha-1-like. The transcript has 12 exons. Lineage: Eukaryota; Metazoa; Arthropoda; Insecta; Lepidoptera; Nymphalidae. Gene Ontology annotation, cellular component: cytoplasm; nucleus. Gene Ontology annotation, biological process: NLS-bearing protein import into nucleus. Gene Ontology annotation, molecular function: nuclear import signal receptor activity; protein binding. The record is from RefSeq and is a predicted model, not a curated record. The coding region runs from base 235 to 1764 and encodes 509 amino acids.